CAAAUAAUCACUUUGUUCUCAUUCUCAACCAUCCUCCAUCCCAUUUGUUCCUCAGACUUGAGAGCUAGACCCAUCAUUUCAAUACUCAAAACAAAGAAAAAGAGAUCAAAAAUGGAAGAAACCAAGUCCAGGUUUCAGAGAAUCUGUGUCUUCUGCGGCAGCAGUUCAGGCAAGAAAGCUAGCUAUCAAGAAGCCGCUGUUGAGUUAGGCAAGGAACUGGUGGAGAGAAGGAUUGAUUUGGUCUAUGGAGGUGGGAGCGUGGGAUUGAUGGGUCUUGUUUCUCAGGCAGUUCAUGAUGGUGGGCGCCAUGUUCUAGGAGUUAUUCCAAGGACACUAAUGCCCAGAGAGAUAAUUGGUCAGACUGUUGGAGAAGUAAGAGCUGUCUCUGAUAUGCAUCAAAGGAAAGCUGAGAUGGCACGCCAAGCUGAUGCCUUCAUAGCCCUUCCAGGAGGCUAUGGCACCCUUGAAGAAUUACUGGAAGUCAUUACAUGGGCUCAGCUUGGUAUUCAUCGCAAACCUGUGGGUCUCUUGAAUGUGGAUGGCUUCUAUAAUUCAUUGUUGUCUUUCAUUGAUAAGGCCGUUGAUGAGGGCUUCAUAUCUACUACUGCACGUCGCAUUAUCGUUUCUGCCCCAACUGCCAAGCAAUUGGUCAGACAACUUGAGGAAUACGAACCAGAGUACGAUGAAAUAACAUCGAAGCUGGUAUGGGAGGAAGUUGACAGACUAAAUUAUGUGCCUGGAUCAGGAGUAGCUACAUCGUAGCCAUUGAAGUAUAAGCAAAUGGAUGAUUUUGAGGUUUUUUUUGCCUAUUUGGUAUAUACUUUUUUUAUAUACGGUGUAGAAUACCGUACACGUGGAGCACAGGAAGUAUUUAGAAGUUCUUUUUUGGAAAUGGGAAUGCCAAAAAAAAAAAAAAGAAUGUAUAUGUUAUGGAGAAAGAAAAUGUUUCUUUCCCUUAUUUUGUGAAAACUGAGAAGGAAAGAAUCAAAUUGAAUGAAAUAGGUUUUUCAAAACGUUGUGGCUUAUAGAAAUUUUGCUCU
Molecule: messenger RNA, 1040 nt
Organism: Manihot esculenta (cassava)
Lineage: Eukaryota; Viridiplantae; Streptophyta; Magnoliopsida; Malpighiales; Euphorbiaceae
Product: cytokinin riboside 5'-monophosphate phosphoribohydrolase LOG7
Exons: 7
Coding region: 112-762 (216 amino acids)
Biological process (GO): cytokinin biosynthetic process
Cellular component (GO): nucleus; cytosol
Molecular function (GO): hydrolase activity, hydrolyzing N-glycosyl compounds
Source: RefSeq, a predicted model, not a curated record